UCAGGGACGUUGCCGGCACAUCCCGCGGCCUCUCGAUCACUCCCCACUAUACAUAUACGCGUGUGUAUAAGCGACUCUUUACUUUUAGUGCCGUUCCCACUCCGCUUUAUAAACUAUUUAUUCAAGGUUAUCGUGACACCUGUUGUUUAUGUUAUUCAAAAGAAAGUCACCAGCAGUUAAAAUACAGGGAAAAAGAAAUGUGUUUGAAACAAUUACUGAUCAAACUAGCAGACUACUUUAGAUUACAUUAAAUUGACAGUUAGAGAUUAAAUCUGUCAAUAUGAGUGGCCACGAUAAAAUCGUGUACACAAAAUUGCUAUUGCUGUUGUUUGUUUCGGGCGCCUGGAGCAGGUCGUGGGCAAACCACCACGACACAACCACCUCGACAACUCAGACCACGCCAACAACCAGUGCACCCCCAAAGAACUUUCAUAAUGACCCCCUCAUCGUCGAAACUAAGAGCGGUUUAGUGAAGGGUUACGCCAAAACAGUAAUGGGUCGCGAAGUGCACAUUUUUACUGGAAUACCAUUCGCAAAACCACCUCUGGGUCCAUUGAGAUUCCGAAAGCCGGUACCCAUUGAUCCAUGGCAUGGAGUACUGGAAGCUACGGCUAUGCCCAACAGUUGCUAUCAGGAGAGAUACGAGUAUUUCCCUGGAUUCGAGGGCGAGGAGAUGUGGAAUCCUAAUACAAACAUAUCAGAAGACUGUUUAUAUCUCAACAUAUGGGUGCCUCAACAUUUACGUGUACGUCAUCAUCAAGAUAAGCCACUAACCGAAAGGCCGAAAGUACCAAUACUAGUAUGGAUUUACGGCGGUGGUUACAUGAGCGGCACGGCCACUCUCGACCUUUACAAAGCUGAUAUAAUGGCUUCCUCCAGUGAUGUCAUAGUGGCUUCAAUGCAAUACAGGGUUGGCGCUUUUGGAUUUUUGUACUUGAAUAAAUUCUUUUCUCCGGGCAGUGAAGAAGCUCCUGGUAACAUGGCCUUGUGGGAUCAGCAGUUGGCAAUUCGUUGGAUCAAAGACAACGCUCGUGCGUUUGGUGGAGAUCCUGAAUUGAUAACAUUGUUCGGUGAAUCGGCAGGAGGAGGUUGCGUUAGUCUGCACAUGCUUUCACCCGAAAUGAAGGGGUUGUUUAAGAGGGGCAUACUGCAAUCGGGAACUUUAAAUGCCCCUUGGAGUUGGAUGACGGGCGAACGUGCUCAAAGCAUUGGCAAAGUUUUGGUAGAUGACUGCAAUUGUAACAGUAGCCUGCUAGCUACGGAUCCGAGCCUUGUAAUGGACUGCAUGCGCGGUGUGGAUGCUAAAACAAUAUCAGUACAACAAUGGAAUUCUUACACCGGUAUAUUAGGGUUCCCCUCAGCGCCAACCGUUGAUGGUGUAUUUCUUCCGAAAGAUCCAGAUACGAUGAUAAAAGAAGGGAAUUUUCAUAAUGCUGAAGUAUUACUUGGGAGUAAUCAAGAUGAAGGCACAUAUUUCUUACUCUACGAUUUCUUGGAUUACUUCGAAAAAGACGGCCCAAGUUUUCUGCAACGAGAAAAGUUUCUUGAGAUUGUUGAUACAAUUUUCAAAGAAUUCUCGAAAAUUAAGAGAGAAGCAAUUGUUUUUCAAUAUACGGAUUGGGAAGAAAUAACCGACGGCUACUUGAACCAGAAGAUGAUCGCAGAUGUGGUGGGCGAUUACUUCUUUGUCUGUCCAACCAACUACUUCGCUGAAAUCCUCGCAGACGCUGGCGUCGAAGUCUAUUACUACUAUUUUACCCAUCGAACAAGCACCAGCCUGUGGGGUGAAUGGAUGGGCGUAAUGCACGGAGACGAGAUGGAAUACGUAUUCGGGCAUCCUCUGAACAUGUCUCUGCAGUACCACACCCGCGAGCGAGACCUGGCCACUCACAUCAUGCAGUCAUUUACUAGAUUUGCUUUAACUGGAAAGCCGCACAAGUCGGAGGAGAAGUGGCCUUUGUACUCGCGGUCGUCGCCUCAUUACUACACGUAUACAGCUGACGGUAGCAGCGGUCCAGCCGGCCCACGGGGUCCUCGUGCCUCUGCAUGCGCUUUCUGGAACGAUUUUCUCAACAAACUUAACGAGCUGGAGCACGUGCCUUGUGACGGGGCAGUGACGGGUCCCUACAGCAGCGUGGCUGGUACAACCCUGCCGAUAGUGUUGCUUACAACGCUAGCUAUUACCGCUACACUUUAAAAUAUAACGCGAAUUGAACGUGUUGAGAUUAAAUUCCCUUAACCCGUUGUCUUAGAUAAGUGACAAACGACACUAAUAAUUACUAUUGAAUCAUAAUGCUAAAAUAGCCAAAAAUAGCUCCAAGAACUGCUUCUAUUGUCGAAUUUAUCACUUAUUUAAAAUAACGGGUAAUCGCGUUUUUUUAGUAGUUUGUACUUUAACGUUAGUGAUUUUCCCUUGAUGUUUUAUAAGUUUUAUUAGAUAAGUUGCAUUGUUUAUUUGAUAGGUGAAGUGUAAAGUUUUUGGUGACAGUGUAAGAUACAGUGAGAGACUGAUAGGCAAUGACGUUUAUUAAUAACGAUUUAAAGGUUGAACCGAAAAUUUGGUGUACUAAUACGUAUGGAGUGAAAUUUGACAUUUGUCGCUAAUGAAUUGGGUUGAACUCCCACGUUUUUUUUUAAAUAUGGUUUUCAAAUAUAGAAAUGCUUUUUAUGUAUUAAAGGUAAAAAGCUGUUAUACAUAACUGUUAUUUGUACCUAAUAAAAAUUGCUUUCUCUAUGUUCCUAUACGUAAUUUUAUAGAAGUCCUUAUUUUUUACCUAAUCCUCUUAAAACUGUCUUCGUAUUUUCCGGACGUUAUUUAUAUUGUAAUAUCUGAUUUUGUUUAAUUAAUACGUCUAUCGAUUUUAUGUAUUAGAACAUUAUAUGUUGAGAAUUUGAUGUGUAGUUUUUGUGUAAUUAGACAAAUUUGUAGGUCGGCUUCGUUCGAUACAGCGUCGCCUGACGUCAGUUGACUUGAAUCACAAUACAUAUCAAUGUGUGCCUCUGCUUAUAGCAAACGAUACAUAUCUUUAACGUAGUGACUAGAAUUAUAUAUUAUAACGGAAAUAUUUUAGAAUCUAGGGAAUUUUUACCAAUAUAUGUACAUUAUGACUGUUUGUGAUUAGGGCGCUAUAUCGUACCACUUGAAAUUCUUAUGAAAUCCACAUUCUUAUGACUAUAAUCAAAAUAUAGUAUUAUAUAUUUUGUAAAUAAUCCCUUCUUAUGAAUAGUUCACGAUAUUUUGAACACUAAAUAGGAUUUUUCUAUGUAUGUAAAAGCAGUGUUAGGAGUAUUUAAUAGCAACGUAAGGAUUUUCGACUAAUUUAUAUAUGUAUAGAUGGAAACACUUAUGUGCACUGAAAUGGCAAAUUAUGAAUUUAUUUUAAUUACCCCAAUAUAUUGUAAAAUAUGCAUUACAAAAAUAUCAAUACAAGUUGCUGCAAGGAUUUUGCUUUAGGUGAAAAUCAAUUUAUGAAUAUAAAAAAUGUUACAUGCAAAGUAUAUAAAUAAUAAGUAGCUAAUAAAGUAUGACUUUAAGUGGAAAUUAAAAACGUCUUAACUCACGUUUUUAUUCUCCGGUGACGGCACCAAGUAGGGUCCGUCUUCUGGGCGAGUAAUAGUUAGCUUUUGUUCGCGGUCACGUCGCGCCCCGCACGCGCAGUAUUAGGCUCUCUAUCACUGGAGGAAAAAACGUCAGUUGAACCGUGUUUAAUUUUCGCUCAAAGUAAUUGUUCCACGAUAGUUUAAACAAUUUAAUUAAAUAUGAUAUUGUCAAUUACUAUCCAAGUACGAUAUGACGAACAAAGAAGGUAAUUAUAGAGCUCGAAGCUAAACAAAUGAUGUAAGAUUUUAACAACCACACAAAAAAAAAAUAUUACUUGAGUAAGCAGCAGUUAAAAAAUAAUAAUUCAACAAAUUACAAUUAUUUCAAACGUUACUUAAACUGGCGAUAUUUUAGCACAAAUUAACUAAAUGGUAUUUAAAUUUCAGACUAUCGCAUAGUGCUGAGAAUGUUAGCUAUUAAAAAGUAGAUCUGCACCCACACUGGCUUCGUUGAAUUUAGCACAAUUUAAGAAGUUGUAUGGGAUAGCUUUAAUUAGUCUAAAGUGACAUGUAAAGAGAACAUUCGUUAAGAUAAUCCUAAUAUAAUACUUUAUUUAAAAAGCGUGUUUUCAUUGUAUUUUGUAGUUGUGAGUGCUAAGUUAGUUGCUUUGAAUUGUCUCAUUGUUGUUGAAUUAAGAUAAAAAAAAUUGUAUUUUCUGUUAU
Papilio polytes (common Mormon) is the source of this 4263-nucleotide messenger RNA. It is a transcript of the gene ace2, whose product is annotated as acetylcholinesterase-like. The transcript has 7 exons. Gene Ontology annotation, cellular component: plasma membrane. Lineage: Eukaryota; Metazoa; Arthropoda; Insecta; Lepidoptera; Papilionidae. Gene Ontology annotation, biological process: choline metabolic process; acetylcholine catabolic process in synaptic cleft. Gene Ontology annotation, molecular function: acetylcholinesterase activity. Bases 281 to 2197 code for a protein of 638 amino acids. The record is from RefSeq and is a predicted model, not a curated record.